AAACAAAAUAAAUCAGACGGGAAUAAAGAGUUCAUUGAAAUGUGAGAAUGGCCAAUUCUUUAAGAGGUGAAGUGUUGAAUCUAUACAAAAAUCUGCUGUACCUUGGAAGGGAGUAUCCCAAAGGAGCAGACUACUUUAGAAGCCGUUUGAAAGCAGCUUUUCUAAAAAAUAAAGACGUGAAAGAUCCUGAAAAAAUUAAGCAACUAAUUGCACGAGGAGAAUUUGUUAUAAAAGAGUUGGAGGCUUUGUACUUUCUCAGAAAAUACAGAGCUCUGAAACAGCGCUACUACAGUGAUGACAAUAAAUAA
This is a messenger RNA of Pterocles gutturalis (yellow-throated sandgrouse), 308 nucleotides long. RefSeq names its product LYR motif containing 5 (gene ETFRF1). The record is from RefSeq and is a predicted model, not a curated record. Gene Ontology annotation, cellular component: mitochondrion. Gene Ontology annotation, biological process: respiratory electron transport chain. Lineage: Eukaryota; Metazoa; Chordata; Aves; Pterocliformes; Pteroclidae. The transcript has 2 exons. The coding region runs from base 48 to 308 and encodes 86 amino acids.